ACAAUUUUUUGUAACUAAGUUUGAGUUUCAGUUGCGGUUCUGUUCAUUCAACACCACUGGCUGUUUGGUCGCCGGAAAAUUCAGUCGCGGCGGACGGAGUUCUUUGUAUCGAAGGUUGACUUGGUUGAAUCGGAUUUGUGAUCUCGUUGAGUUGAUUUGUGUACCAGUACCACACUGCUGCUUUGGCAUGGGAGUUAUGACUGUCUCUAGCUCUUCUGUGCAAACUCCAUUGGGAUUGAAUGCAAGAUAUUCCAGUCGCGUAUCGUUAUUGAGAAGGCCAGUAAUUUUGUCUUUCAAAACUGAUGAUAAAAGCAAGACAAUACCUUUGGAGACCGACAAGGAAAAUGUAAAGAUUUCAAGAAAGGCGAAAAAGCGUACAAAAAGAAUGAAUGCUGUCUCAACUGAUGAAGCCUCACCGAGUACAUUAAAUUUUGAUUACAAUGAAGCAGCUGCAAAAUUGGAACAUAUCUACAAACGUAGUCCUGAAGCUGGCGAUACUGUUGAGGAGGUCGAAGAUCGAACAGUAAAGAGAGAACAAUUGAAGAAGAAAAAGACCAGAGAAUAUGACCAAGUAGAGAAGAGAGCUGCCAACAAUGUGGUAAGGAGUCACAGGAAGAAAAAGAAAAGAUUGAAUCUUGAGAAGAGGAUUUCGCUCAAAAGAAUGAAGAUAGAAAGCAAAGCUCUCGAUUCAUCAUCAUCCCAAAAUAGUGAAAAGACUAGGGCUAGUGAAGAUGAAAAGAUCGAUAGGCUUCUAAGGGAUUAUUCGGCUUCCACUGAUUUGGUCAGCUUGGACUGGAAGAAAAUGAAGAUCCCUCCAGUUCUUACUUCAUCAGAGCAUUCAUGGCUUUUUAAGUUGAUUCAACCAAUGAAGGCGAUCCUUCAAGUAAAGGAGACCUUAGAAAACGAUUUAGAACGGGAAGUAACUGAUGGUGAGCUAGCAGAGGCAACGAAUAUGUCUAAGGUUGAGCUUGGAAAACACUUGAAAGUUGGUCAAGCUGCCAGAAACAAGCUGAUUAAGCACAAUCUUCGGCUGGUUUUGUUUGUCAUGAACAAAUAUUUCCAAGACUUUGGAAAUGGCCCAAGGUUUCAAGAUAUGUGUCAAGCUGGUGUGAAGGGUCUUAUAACAGCCAUUGAUCGCUUCGAGCCGAAAAGGAAGUUUCGUCUCUCAACAUAUGGCAUCUUCUGGAUCAGGCAUGCCAUCAUCCGAUCUAUGACCACAUCAAGCUUUACAAAAGUCUCGUUUGGCCUAGAGUCGGUCCGGGUCGAAAUCCAAAAGGCCAAGCUAGAGCUUUUAUUCGAGCUUCAAAGAACACCGACUGAUGAAGAAAUCAUAAAACGAGUAGGAAUCUCCCCAGAAAGAUACCGGGAAGUGAUGAGGGUAUCAAAGCCUAUCUCAUCCCUCCAUGCACGGCACAUCGUAACUCAAGAAGAGCUGAUCAACGGUAUUACUGACGUAGAUGGCGUCGAAGCAGACAAAAGAAAGCAACCAGCGCUCCUCAGACUCGCCCUCGAUGACGUGCUCGAUUCUCUGAAGCCCAAAGAGAGUUUAGUGAUCAGACAAAGAUACGGGCUCGAUGGUAGAGGUGACAGAACUCUGGGAGAAAUUGCGGGGAAUCUGAACAUUAGUCGGGAGAUGGUGAGGAAACACGAGGUGAAGGCUCUGAUGAAGCUCAAACAUCCGGCGCGAGUCGAUUAUCUUCGCCGGAACAUCUUCAAAUAAAUGCUGUAAGUCGUAAAUACUGCCACUGUAUACUUACAUACAAUACAAUGAAUGCUCUAUACAAAACAAACAAACAAUAAUAUGUUCAAUCCAAAUUUAACACAGGAAAAAUAAGCCUUUUGCAUUGUGCUUCACUUCUCUAAAUGUACCUAAGCCAUUUCACUCGUUAUUUAUGUAAGUUUGAACGUAA
Messenger RNA from Andrographis paniculata, 1910 nucleotides. Its product is annotated as RNA polymerase sigma factor sigE, chloroplastic/mitochondrial-like. The transcript has 6 exons. The coding region runs from base 188 to 1720 and encodes 510 amino acids. Gene Ontology annotation, biological process: regulation of DNA-templated transcription; DNA-templated transcription initiation. Lineage: Eukaryota; Viridiplantae; Streptophyta; Magnoliopsida; Lamiales; Acanthaceae. Gene Ontology annotation, molecular function: DNA-binding transcription factor activity. The record is from RefSeq and is a predicted model, not a curated record.